Messenger RNA from Cuscuta epithymum, 1848 nucleotides. NCBI's taxonomy places the organism in Eukaryota, Viridiplantae, Streptophyta, Magnoliopsida, Solanales, Convolvulaceae. The record is from the annotation of a GenBank genome assembly.
GGAGGAGGAGGCUUUGGCAUCAAAGUACAAGGAUGACCCCUCACCCAUCACACAUUUUGUCAUUUGAGACAAAAUAAACCACUCCCUCUCACCUUAAUCAUCCAACUCGUCCAGCCCCAUCUUUUUGAGAAGAAGAACUCUCAAAAUACUCUUCCUCCAUAGCUGAACUCGAGCUCAAGGAAGGAGGUCCAAAGAGGAGUGCUUGUAGAAGGAAAAAGCUAGGAAAAAGUGUGAAAAUUGAGGAACUUGUGAAAGGUAUUUCAAGUGAUUUCACAAAGUUGGAAAAGUCGCCGGAGUUGUCGCCGGAGUUGACCAAAAGUCGCCGGAGUUUCACCGGAGUUCAACCAAGAAGGGUAGAACUUCAUAACGCUAGUUCAAGGUUGAAGCUAGGGCUUGCUACUUGCACCUUCUCACGGGUGAUAUCAUAUCGGGAAGACGUGGUCGGCGAGUCAAUGGGCAUGGAACAGGUUCAUCAUUAAUUCUUGAAGCGAGAUUGUAUAUCAAGCCCGGAAAUGGACGCUAAAAACUUUGCCAAGCUGAAGAAACAGUUGGCCAAGGAGCCGAGGAAGAAAAGGGAGGGCCCAUCCCAGCAAAGGCCUGUUGAGGACUUCUUCCCGAAGGGGGAAGCUGUGAAGGUUAAGGGGGCCGAGGGGCCCUCUCAAGCUAUCGCCGAGGGUGCUGGUGCCCUGAAGAUCGAGGCGGCCAAGAGGAAGGCCCCGUCAAAAGCUUCUGAGGCUUCUGGCAAGAGGGCCAAGAAGACCGUUGGUGCGGAGGGGGCGCCACUGGUUAUAUCUGAAGGCCAUUCCUCUUCCGGUACGCCGAGGAUGAUUGCCGCUUCCAAUCCCCCUCCGGGUCAGGGAGCCGAGUUAGCAUGGCCUCAGGAUCAUGUGCAGUUCUCUAUCACAAAGGGAACCGCAAUUAUGCAUGGCACCCUCAACCCGAGGGAGUUCUUGACCAGCGCUACUCCCCCGACGGAUAAGUCGGUACUGUCCAGGCUGAAGGACGACGCCCUCGGCAGUAAGGUCCUCCAAGCCUCCGUAACUGCUGCCCUCGGGCUCGGCGAACUCCUGAAGAGGUUGGAGGACUCACUGGAUCAGAAGAAGCAAGCGGAUGAGGCCUUGGCUGAUUCCCGGAGGCAGCUUCUGGAGGUCCGGGAAACCCUCCGCUUGGAGCAGGAGGCCUUUGAUAAAAUUCUCCAGGACUCCAAGACGGUGGCCAGGGCCGAAGGGAAGGCUGAAGGCAAGGCCGAGGCCGAGAAAGCCGCCGUUGCUGCUGCCGAGGAGUUUGAAAAGACCAAGAAGGAGGCGGUGGCUCAAGCUGAGAGGGAUGCAGUCGCCGCCUUUCUUUCCGAGGGAUGGAGAUCCGAAGACCACAAGCAGUGGCUAGCUUCGGUGAUCGAGGGAACUGUUGAUGACUGGGUGGGAGGCCCCGGGGCGAUGUGGUUGGCCCAGAAGGGCAAGGAGUAUUACGACGGGGGUGAGUUUUUUACCCAGUGGCUCGUCUACCGGAGGCUCGCCCGGCAUUUCGGGGUCGACCCCAAGGAUUUCAACCCAGCCACCUAUGGUCUGCCCCCCCUUCAGCCUGACACAAGGGUUCCCCUCCCUCCGGGCGUAGAGAGGCCGGAUUUGGAGGAUUCCGAACUAAUGAAGGAAGCCGAUGAUGAUGAAGAGGAAGCCGAGGAGGACGCCGCCUCGAAGCUGAAGGAGGACGGAGCCGAAAAUGCCCAAGUUUGAUAUUCCUUUAAGUACAAUCUGUAAUAGAUGAGUAGGCUCCGGCUUCGGUCCACUGUAUUUGUAAACAAACAUCUUCUGCACUUGUAUAUUUCGGUGAUGAAUGUUUUGCCCUCGG